AUGCAGGAGUUCCAUGCCUUUGAGCUGCAGCCCGGCAAAGAGCACCGUCUUGCGCUGCCACCCAUGCACGGCUUCCACCUUUCAGUUGUGACGAUCCCGCAUGGCGGUAAGGGCCGCAGCACGUUGUAUGCCACUGUUGAUGGUAAAUCGUUUGCCAUCGCCACACUCGAUGCCGCGCAGAACAUUCUGCAGGCACCCACAGAUCUCAUCUUCAACGAGCAGCAGCAGGUGGUGUUCCGUGUGAAGGGAAAUGCCGUUCUGCACUGCUGCGGAUACCAGCAGGAGCUCGAUGCCGAGUUCCAAGACGAGGAAGGCAGCGAAAUGGAACAGAACGGUAUGAUGAAUGAAGAGAGCGACGAGGAAAGCAGCGUGGAUAUGAAGGAUCCAACACAGGCGCCCAUGAACGGCCAUAACGACAGCGAUGAGGAUGAGGAUGAGGAAGGCAUGGAUGACUUGGAGGAUGAGGAAAUGGACGAAGAUGAUGAGGAGAUGGACGAAGAUGAUGAGGAAAUGGACGAGGAUGAUGAAGAGAUGGAUGAUGAAGAUGAUGAGGAAAUGGAUGAUGAUGAAGAAAUGGAUGAUGAUGAUGAUGAGGAGGAGGAAGACGAGGAUGAAACCAAUGAGGCUGCGGCAAAGCGUGCAAAGAUCAAUGACACCCCACAAGGUCGUCCCAGUCAACAACAACAACAACAAAAGCAACAAUCCCAGAGCCCACAAGGUCGUCCCAGUCAGCAACAACAGCAACAGAAGAAACAAGUGCAGAGUCCUCAAGGUCGCAACAGUCAACAACAACAACAGCAACAGAAGCAACAAUCCCAAAGCCCACAAGGUCGUCCCAGUCAGCAACAGAAGAAGCAAGUGCAGAGUCCUCAAGGUCGCAACAGUCAACAACAACAACAGAAGCGUGGUCGUGAAUAG
Molecule: messenger RNA, 918 nt
Organism: Trypanosoma theileri
Lineage: Eukaryota; Euglenozoa; Kinetoplastea; Trypanosomatida; Trypanosomatidae
Product: nucleolar RNA-binding protein
Exons: 1
Coding region: 1-918 (305 amino acids)
Source: RefSeq, a predicted model, not a curated record